Mesocestoides corti is the source of this 1431-nucleotide messenger RNA. NCBI's taxonomy places the organism in Eukaryota, Metazoa, Platyhelminthes, Cestoda, Cyclophyllidea, Mesocestoididae. The record is from the annotation of a GenBank genome assembly.
AUGGGGCUUGCUCGUGAUCUACUUCAUCCAACUCUUGCAGAAGAGAAAAGAAAAUGCAAAUUGAAGAGACUGGUGCCUUCACCAAACUCCUACUUCAUGGAUGUUAAGUGUGCUGAUUGCUUGAAGAUUCAGGUUGUAUUCAGCCACGCCCAGACUCCUGUCGUUUGUCCCGGUUGCGACCGAAUCCUCUGCACGCCUACCGGUGGCAAGACGAAGUUGACUUUCGCCUAUAUUAGUGAGGUUUUUCUUGAACAAACAAGCCCGUUUCCGAUUGAACUGGGUAACCGGAUAGAAUGGAAGGUGUCUCCGAAAAGUGGUAACGCUUAUGACAGCACGGGUGGAAUCAAUAUAUUCCUGGAGGAUAAACUGACUAAACAGCCCACAUUCUUGGAUCUAAGCCUGACUCUUGAACGAGAACCUGACUAUGUGAAGUAUGCACCGCCAGAACUGCUUCUUGCGCCUCCCACCUUCUUAGAUGGUUCAAUGGCUAGGCUUGAAUGCAAAACCGACGGGGCGUUGCCACCUGCUCCCAUAUCGUUUUCAAUUGUUUGCGACAAUCCACCUCGUGCAACCGUUGAGCUAGAUAGACAAUCCAAGGCCCAGAUCGGGCAUCCCUACGAAAUUAGCUAUGCCUACUAUCACUUUCGGUCUCCUCCCACGGACGAGGAAUUGGCCGAAAGAAUAGCCAUUCGGAACGCGCGGUCUAUUAUUGAGGAAUCACGCAUUGCCCGGAGCCAGGACAAUCUUACCCUCUCGGUGUCGCUUCCAGUCAAUUCCAGGGCGCAUGACUGCAGCCUCUAUUGUCGACUAAUGGGCAAAGAAAGACAAGUUCGUCUUACAGUUUACUAUCAAACAACUGUUGCGUAUAUUCUUCCAUCACCAACUGACGGCCUGAUGCGAGUGGGUAGCUCCGUGACCUGCUACGCAGACGGCUACCCCGAGCCAUCAAUCUCUCUGUCUCUACGCCAGCCGAUGCACCAGUACCAGAGACGGCCGAUUAUCGACCCAAAGGAGUACAUCGUGACAACGAGUCCCUCCCCACCAGUCGAUGAGUUUGAGGACAAGUCGGACGUUGCGGUGGCAACGCGAAUCGGUCUUCGGCCCGACGAGUACACCAUACGCGGUGCUCGGUUCUCACUGGCCUACAACGCCACACCCGGCGUCGAGCUGCUGCUUGUCUGCUCGGCUGGAAACGCCCUCCCCAACUCCCUCAACUUUCUGGGCUACAAUAAGACCAUUGCCGUGGCGAGGUUUACUGUGGCGGCCAUCUCGUACAGCAGCAUUGGGAUUGUGGUGGGCAUUUGUUUGUCCAUCCUGUUGGUCGCGAUCCUCGUCAUCCUGCUGAUGAUCUACCUGCGUCGUCGUCAGAAGUACGCCUCCAACGCCACCCAUCCAAAAUAUCACAAAAUACCACAAAAUUCCCUUCUUUAA